AUGUCCGCUUUUGUUACUAAGGCUGAAGAGAUGAUCAAAGCUCACCCAUACUUCCAAUUAUCCGCAAGCUGGUGUCCUGACUGCGUAUACGCAAACUCUGUUUGGGACAGGUUCAACGUAAAGGACGAAGUGUUUGUUUUUGACAUCGGUUCUCUGCCAAGAACCGAACAAGAAAAAUGGAGGGUUGCAUUUCAAAAAGUUGUCGGUAGUAGAAACUUACCAACCAUUGUUGUCAAUGGGAAGUUUUGGGGAACCGAGAGCCAAUUGCACAGAUUUGAAAACAAAGGUACGCUAAAGGAAGAGUUGACUAAAAUUGGACUUCUGCCUUGA
Messenger RNA from Saccharomyces eubayanus, 330 nucleotides. It is a transcript of the gene GRX8, whose product is annotated as glutathione-disulfide reductase GRX8. NCBI's taxonomy places the organism in Eukaryota, Fungi, Ascomycota, Saccharomycetes, Saccharomycetales, Saccharomycetaceae. The coding region runs from base 1 to 330 and encodes 109 amino acids. The record is from RefSeq and is a predicted model, not a curated record. The transcript has a single exon.